AUGAAGACAUCCAUUAUUCUUCCUGUUCUUCUCAACCUGGCUAUGGCCAAUGCAGCCCGCAAGCUUGCCGACUGGGAGCAGACACCUGAAACGAUUUUGAAAGAUAAUGCGGAACUCGAUAUCGCCUGUCAAGUCAAGGGCGAUAUCCUCGAGUGUCACACCGACGAGGCCUCCAAUCCCCGUCAACAAAACCUUCUACCUCUUUGCAAGCAGAUUGGCGGUUGUGGGUGCGCAAACCUGCUCGCCAGCAGAUGGGGUGACAAUAAGUUCGCGUUCGACUUCAUCUGCCGAUCUUUGCAGAAGGAGCUUGAUGUUUAA
Messenger RNA from Metarhizium robertsii ARSEF 23, 318 nucleotides. RefSeq lists its product as uncharacterized. The transcript has a single exon. The record is from RefSeq and is a predicted model, not a curated record. Bases 1 to 318 code for a protein of 105 amino acids. NCBI's taxonomy places the organism in Eukaryota, Fungi, Ascomycota, Sordariomycetes, Hypocreales, Clavicipitaceae.